Messenger RNA from Nannochloropsis gaditana CCMP526, 610 nucleotides. RefSeq lists its product as uncharacterized. The transcript has 2 exons. The record is from RefSeq and is a predicted model, not a curated record. Gene Ontology annotation, molecular function: protein binding. The annotation marks the transcript as partial.
ACAUUCCAGCAAAAAAGACAUGGCAUCACCAGACACAGAUAAUAAUAUCGCCACCAUGUGUGCCAUCGGCCAAACGAUCCGGGUACGGCUAGGACUUGAUUCCUCUUCGCGACAUUGUCGUGCGACCAUCCUCACGCUCAACGAGGGGUGCCCGCACACCGUGGAUGUUCUAUUUCAAGACGGGAUGGACUGGGCGGAAGGGAAGGAGGAAGAGGCGCAAGUACCUCUAGAUCGACUGUUCGGUUUAGAGCCGUUCGAAGAAGGAAGAGAUGCAGAGAGAGUGGCGAUAGGCAAAGUGGGUGGGACAGGCGCUGAAGAGAGGCGAGAGAGGGCGCAGCGGCUCCGGGAGCAGGGUAAUCAAUUGUUUACUAAAUACAAAGAUUACGGAGCAGCUUUGGAGUUUUACAGCGAAGCGUUGGAGAUUCUAGGUCCGCGCGAGGGAAAGGGCGGCUUACGUGUCGGGGCCUCCGUCCUCAUCACCGCCCCCGGCACCCGUCGAGAGAGCCCUCGGGAGAAGCAGGCCGCCAUUGCCCGGGCCCGUGGCCGCCAGAAAGAGCCGAACGGGGGCGCCGCGUCUCGUAAACGGCAAUUGCAGCCUCGCGCCGGCACG